AUGGCACUUUUACAAACGUCCCUCAUUUGGGUCGUGUAUGCCGCAGUAGUGGCUAUUCUGCUGGCGGUGGCGUCGGUGUUUAUCUAUGUCUAUCAAACUCCCCGUGAUCGAUCACCUUCUGUCACUUUGACCUGCAUCAUCUCAAUUACCAGUCUCCUGGCAACGGUCCUUCUACUGCCCGUAGAUGUGGCAUUGGUAUCGUCGACAACUUCUUCGAAAUUGGGCCAGCGAAAGGAUUGGGCAACCCAGGAUGUUGUUGAUCGGAUCACAUAUUCCUUGACGGUCAUCUAUUACCUGCUGUACUCCUUGGAUGCCCUACUCUGUCUUCUGGUCAUUCCAUUCACGUACUUCUGGUAUGAGGAGUAUGAUGAAGUUGCGACUGAGUCAGGUGAGCAGACCGUGGGUCAGCGCAUCUGGGGUGCCCUCAAGUACACACUUAGCUUUAUUGCGGUCGUGGUCAUCUUAUUCUUGGUCGGAUUCUUUGUCCCACUGUCCCAAAAUAAGAAUGAUAUGGACCUCGACUAUUUCAAACGGUUACUGACCGAGAAUCACGGCGAGCGUGCACUCACAUUUGGACUCGGGCUGUUGAUGACCCUUGGGCUCUUAUUAUAUGUCCUUUACACGUCAGUGGGUCUAGCUCUUCUACCGAUUAGUCUCAUCAAGACUGCGCCGUCCAUCUCCAGCGCUAGCUUGCGGGCGAGCUCCGCACAGCAACUCGAGACCAACCAGGAAAGGCAGCGGCAGCUGGAAGGUCGAUGUGCAGGAGAUCCCCAGCUUCUAUCCUCGAAAGACCGUCGAGAACUCGAUACACUGGUACGAGAAGAAAGGACACUGAUCAGGCGCCAACGCCUAGCCGAGGAGUCUCAGGGUGAAGGCCGUAGCUUGUUGAUGAAGACAUGGUACAAAAUUGGAGCGGUGUUGCGGCCUUUCAAACUAUUGGGGGGCCUUCUGCUGCUCCUUGUCGCUUUUGUCGCUUGGGUAUCUAUGCUUUUGACCUCGAUUGACAAAGCCAAGAAUUCGAUCUGCAAGCAUCGGUGUGGAUACAUCCUCGCCCAUGUCAACAUUUUCAAUCCCAUCAACUGGGCGCUUGUCAAGUCGGCAAAGGUCUUUCCCAUUGACUACGCUAUAUUCACAAUACUCGUGUUGCUAUUUUUCUGCAGCUCUGUUGUUGGGAUCGCGGUGGUCGGAAUCCGUUUCUUGUGGAUCAAGAUAUUCCAAAUUCGAAACGGCCAUACAUCUCCACAGGCCUUACUGUUGGCCACUGCCAUGUUAAUGCUAAUCAUCCUGGCAUUGAACUAUUCCAUUUCUAUGGUAGUCGCCCCUCAAUAUGCCACUUUUGGCCCUCAAACGUUCUGUGACCGUGCCCCGGGGGCUUUCAUUGGAAAGCCAGAUUGCUCCAACAGUCAGGAACUUAUCAAGCCGUGCUCCGAGGUGGCCAAGAACCCAACUGCCCAGCAAGUCUGCACACCCAGUGUCGUCAGCACUUUCUUGAACCGGGUCACUUUGAACUACCCUUUCUUUGGGGUCGUGUUCUUCUGGGCUCAAUUCUUUUUCCUAGGAUUGUAUUUGGUUGUGUUCGUUACCUCAUUGCUUCGUUCUCCGAAAUUGGACGAGGCUCAGCUCGAUGAAGAUGCCGAGGAAGCCGAAGAAGAAGGCUUGUUGGCCAAUACUGGUAGACGCUUCAAUGCCAGUUGGCAAGACAUUACUGGGCGAGCGAAUCGUGGUGAGGGCUCACGGGGGUGA
Molecule: messenger RNA, 1743 nt
Organism: Penicillium olsonii
Lineage: Eukaryota; Fungi; Ascomycota; Eurotiomycetes; Eurotiales; Aspergillaceae
Source: the annotation of a GenBank genome assembly